AUGGUGGAACUGAGAAAGGAUGAAGUUAAAGGAUUUCAUUGGUUUAAUAAAAGUAUACGUGUGGGUAUAGGUAAAAAAGAAGCAUUUAAUGCUGCCGAAAAAGGACUUAAUGCGGCUCAGCAUAAUUUAGGAAGCUUUUAUAAAGAUGGCGAACGAAUUGAUAG
Molecule: messenger RNA, 164 nt
Organism: Diversispora eburnea
Lineage: Eukaryota; Fungi; Glomeromycota; Glomeromycetes; Diversisporales; Diversisporaceae
Source: the annotation of a GenBank genome assembly